This is a messenger RNA of Corticium candelabrum, 2402 nucleotides long. Its product is annotated as exocyst complex component 3-like. Gene Ontology annotation, molecular function: SNARE binding. Gene Ontology annotation, biological process: exocyst localization; exocytosis. Bases 16 to 2283 code for a protein of 755 amino acids. The record is from RefSeq and is a predicted model, not a curated record. The transcript is spliced from 25 exons. NCBI's taxonomy places the organism in Eukaryota, Metazoa, Porifera, Homoscleromorpha, Homosclerophorida, Plakinidae. Gene Ontology annotation, cellular component: exocyst.
GGUAUUUCUACAGCAAUGGAGGGAGAAGCCGAAUCAGACUUGCAAAAGAUUGAAGCAGAUGUCGCCGAACUGGCUGCAAGGCGUGUAGCCCCCUUACUGAGAAAACCGGAAGAUCUCGAGAAAGUCGAACAGCACCGAAGAAUGGUUAUGAGGCGAAAGGCUGGCGUAGAAGCUCGUCUGAAGACGUCAAUACAAACUCAGCUAGAAGACGUCAAAACAGGACUUUCCAAACUGAAAAGUGCGGUGCAAGAGAUACGAGAGAUACGGGACAGUAUGGCAGAUGUGGAUAAGCAGUGUUCAGUGUGUCAUCAGUUGACACGUGACAUUGAUAAGAUCAAAGAUGUCAGCAGGCAGCACAACCAACUAUCAGCGGCUUGUGACAAUCUCAAGCACAUUGUUCGCGUACCAGAAACUGUUGUAGAGACCGAGGAGCUCAUUAACAGUGGAGAGUUACUGAAAGCUCAUAAAUUAUUGACUGACUUGGAAGCAACCAGAGAUGACCUUUUAUUUCAAUUGCAUAAGACAACAUCUGAGAAAAUCACUGAGAAACAUCCUGUGAAUGCUUAUUUUGUACAAGUGGCAUCUGUGUCAGAUAUGCUGGCAACACAACUGUUGUUUGUUAUGCAACGAGCUCUUAAUGUUGUUCGGAGUGAUCCCACAAAGCUUGUGACUGCACUGAGAAUUAUUGAGAGAGAAGAAAAGUCUGAUACUAAAGCUUUGGCAAAAGAGAAAGCUGUUGGAUUUCUGCCUCCUGGAAGACCAAAAGAGUGGAAAAGAAAAUGCUUAGAUGCUCUUGAGAAAGCAACUACGCAGAGAUUUGAAAGUCAACAACCUCUUGACAGUGGUGAGAACAAGAUUUGGCUUGCAGUUUAUCUGGAGCUAGUUAAGCGCACUGUCAUUGAAGAUAUUGACAUUGUUAAGACACUGUUUGUGCCAUGUUUUCCACCACAGUAUAACAUCGUUGAUCAUUACAUAGUCAUGUACCAUCAUUGUCUUCGGACUUUGUUAGAGGACACUGCUAGUCAACAGAGAGAGGCUAAUGAGAUAAUUCAUCUGUUGUCAUGGGUGGCUCAUUAUCCGGAAAUGAUGAGAAAUCCUAAGGUGAAUGUUGAUAUCUCAAGGUUUGAUGAACCUUUGUUGUCAUCAUCAGCCAUAGCUGAGUUGGAGAAAGAUUACACUGAUAAGACCAGACAGGCGCUGAGGGGGUAUGCUCAUCGCAUGAUUGAGGCUGAUAUUCAAGACUGGUCUCGCACCCAGUGUCCAGAUGCUGAUGUUAAUGGACACUAUCACACGGCGGUUGCUGUUCUUCUGUUCCAGAUGCUUGAUCAAAAUCUAAGUGUUGUGGACACCGUUGGAACGAAACUGAAGAUGCAGGUUCUUCAAGUGUGCAUGGAUGUGUUAGAUAUGUUUUGUGAAAAGUACAAAGCUGCUGUUGAUGAAUUUAAAAUAAAGUAUUGGCAGACUGAACGUAAAGAGCCUCGGUAUUUUGUGGAGUAUAUGAUGGCAAUAGCAAACAACUGCCAAUUUUGUACUGACUUCACACAACAGAUGAAGGUCCGUGUAUUGAAUGGUGAUGUAGGUGUGGAGGAAGAGAAGCGUGUGGAACAGCAUUUUGAUGAGACGGCUAUCGCAUUCCAAGAGAUAUCUCAGAUGAGCUGUGACUACUUACUUGAUAUGGUAUAUACAGAUCUAGAACCUCACCUGGACCAGCUCUUCAACAAGAAAUGGCUGCAGUCGGGAGGUGCGCUAUCAACAGUUGAUGUGACAAUGCAAGAUUAUGGAGCAGAUUUUAAACACUUGAAAGAGAACUUUUAUAACUACCUUAUACAACGAGCUCAGGACAGGCUGCUUGUGAAGUAUAUCACGGCAAUGCUAGAAAAGAAAACACAGUUCAAGUCAAAGGAUGAACGCAAAAAAGCUGCCGAGAAGAUCAAGAAAGAGGCUAUGCACAUUGGCAGUAUAUUCCAGAAACUCAGUGAAGCAGCAGUGCCUUCAACAUGCACUGUACUGGAGACUCUAGCUGAUGUGAUAGAAAUUAAGGAUAUCAGUUUAUUGUCUUUGGAACUCGAGGGACUUGUUAAUAAACACCCCGACAUGAGGGAAGAACAUGCUAUGGCAUUGUUGAGUGUUCGAGGUGAUGUGAGCAAGUCACAAGCUAAAGAGAUUAUUGCCCAAACAAAGUUGGCGAAUGCUGACUCUGAUAGAGAGGAAGGCGAAUAUAGGGAUGUUCAACGAGGUUACUUUAGUGAAAUUCAUAUUGCUUCAGGUGGUCUUUUCAACUAGGCAAUGUAUUAUAGCUAAGUAUUAUUGCUAGCAAUUGAUACUUAGGGAUUGAGGAAUUGAGUACAUACUGUUAGGUAAAUGAGAUUAUAGACUUUGAAUUAAAAUUUUACACAUUGUUA